Molecule: messenger RNA, 256 nt
Organism: Octodon degus (degu)
Lineage: Eukaryota; Metazoa; Chordata; Mammalia; Rodentia; Octodontidae
Gene: Ripply2
Product: ripply transcriptional repressor 2
Exons: 2
Coding region: 44-256 (70 amino acids)
Biological process (GO): embryonic pattern specification; negative regulation of transcription by RNA polymerase II
Cellular component (GO): nucleus
Source: RefSeq, a predicted model, not a curated record
GAAGGACACGUGCGUAACGGCGAUUCGUCUCUUUCGUACCCAGAUGCCCAGCGGCCUUGGAAUGACCGCAGCCCCAGGAAAGCCUGCCCAGUACCGGCACCCGGUCAGACUAUUAUGGCCAAAAGCAAAAUGUUAUGAUUACUUAUAUGAAGAAGCAGAAACUCUUCUGAAAAAUUUUCCAAUUCAAGCCACAAUUUCAUUUUAUGAAGAUUCUGAUAGUGAAGAUGAAAUUCAAGAGCUGACCUGUGAAAAUUAA